GUGGCAAAUCCAUCAAAGCUUCGAUAUUGAUAGCUCCGCCUGUGUUAACCUAGAUUUCCGCGUCAGGAAAUAAACAAAGCAGAGUGGUUGUACACGAAGGAAUAUACUGCACUUUUCACCUCGAUUUUACAGGUAAAGCCAGACAACAGCAAAUAUGGUCGAUUUCCACGUGUCGUUCAACAUGGCGAUGGUGAUCGCGGCGGUGCUCGGGGAGCUGGUAAGCGUCUUGUUCUUCAACCACCACAGCGCCUGGGGGAGACAGAUCGGCGACCGCUUCCUCAUCACGGCACUCGUGUGUGACGGCAUCCUCGUUGUCAUACUCAAAUGGAUCAUGGAACAAUACUUCACGAUCCGGAGCUGGGAAGACGCCGCCAUCUUGGCCAUGUGGCUUGCUCUGGUUUACCUGACGCUUGAAGCGCCACACGUGGUCCACGACCACAGGAGCUUCUCUUACUUCUUUGUGCAUGCGCUGCACAAGUUCGCGGUCCUCUUCGUUAUGAUUUUCGCCUUGUUCCAUUUCAAGAACUAUUAAAACAUGUGGCGAUUUGAUGAAACAGUAGCUAGGUACACCAAAAAGGCACCAUUCCAUGGAUUAUUAGAGACACGUUGUUUGCAAUCUCGAAUGGCAUUCAAGUUUAUACUCAGGAAUUCGUGUUAAAGGCAGUGUUGUAGGUGGAUGUUUAUAGUAGUUUUUUUCUUACAUGUAUUCAAUAUUGUAUUACAUAGACGUAUGAACAAAAUGUUAGUUAUUACCGGUAAGUGUAAUGUACAUUAUCCACCCAUUACCCCACCCUUGUGUAUGGAAAAAGUCCCAGCAUUUUCUGCGUACCUAGAAGGACAUCUAAAUACAGCGUACCGGGGGGGGGGUAAAAAAAUGUAAAAAAAAUCACAUAAUCAAACUUCAAAAAUCACAAAUUUUUAAUAAAUACUUUAUUAAUAUGGACGGAUUGAACAAUAUCAACAUGCAAAACUUAAGGUGAUGACUGAUAAAUAAAUACUGAUCAUUUUGGAA
Molecule: messenger RNA, 1012 nt
Organism: Mya arenaria
Lineage: Eukaryota; Metazoa; Mollusca; Bivalvia; Myida; Myidae
Exons: 3
Coding region: 155-532 (125 amino acids)
Source: RefSeq, a predicted model, not a curated record